Molecule: messenger RNA, 2277 nt
Organism: Papilio xuthus (Asian swallowtail)
Lineage: Eukaryota; Metazoa; Arthropoda; Insecta; Lepidoptera; Papilionidae
Gene: TRAM
Product: translocating chain-associated membrane protein 1
Exons: 9
Coding region: 129-1259 (376 amino acids)
Biological process (GO): protein insertion into ER membrane; SRP-dependent cotranslational protein targeting to membrane, translocation
Cellular component (GO): endoplasmic reticulum membrane
Source: RefSeq, a predicted model, not a curated record
UUUCAGGUUGUUGACGUUUCACCGCGUAGCAAGUGAAAGUGUCACGUCAGUUGAAUUACUGUCAGUAAUUUUUUAUUCUUAUUUCUGAUUAACUGCAAGAGGCUGCCUAGUGGUUAUUAUCAAGAACGAUGGGUGUAAAGCCUGCAAUUGGGAGAAAAUCUAACAAGAACCCACCGAUUUUUAGCCACGAAUUUGUAAUUCAAAACCAUGCCGAUAUCGUUUCGUGCGUUGUUAUGGUUUUCUUAGUCGGUCUAAUGGUCCAGUCGACAAGUCCUGUUGCGAGUUUAUUUAUUAGUCUACAUCAUAAUGUCAGUGGUACUGAGCCAACCAGGGAUGUGCCAAAAGGAGAGCAAUUCUUGUAUGAAGCUGGUUGGAAAGAUAUUUGUGCAGUAUUUUUCUACUCACAAGUGUGCAUAGUAAUGCAUGCUAUCCUGCAAGAGUAUUUCUUAGAUAAAAUAUCAAAGAAAUAUCAUCUUUCUAAAUCAAGACUGAGUGCACUAAAUGAGUCUGGGCAAUUGGUUGUGUUUCACCUUGUAACUCUGUUAUGGGGCGGUGAUGCUAUUCUUCGUGAAGGAUUUAUCUUCAACAUUUCAUACCUAUGGGAUGGUUACCCUGAUCACCCGAUGAGCUUCCUUUUGAAGUUGUGGUGGGUGGUUCAAGCUGCAUACUGGGUGCACACCAUUCCUGAAUUGUACUUCCAGAAGGUUAAGAAGGAUGAAUGGGCCGGUCGCAUCAGACAUGCUGCUGCUGCUUUCGCUUUUGUUGCUGCUGCAUAUGGAUUCAAAUUCCAACGCGUAGGAGUCUGCCUCAUGGUGCUGCAUUCCCUGGCCGAGUUUGUUGCUCACAGCUACCGUCUCAACACCAUCCUUAGAGGAGAACGUGAAGAUUACUUAGACAAAUUCCUGAGCGUGGUGAACGGCGCGGUGUUUGUGACGGUACGCCUGUGCUCGCUGGUGCUGGGCGUGCUCACUUUCUACUACGGACUGGCGGGUGUCGCGCCCCUCCUUGUGCGAGUCGCUGCACUCUCUGUCUUAGUAACAUUCCAGGUGUUCUUAAUGUUCAACUUUAUCACGGAGGCCAUCAAGCAGAGGCAGGAAGCUCGUCAAUUGGCGCUGAGCAAGCCCAAGAAGGAAAAGAAGGAGAAACCUAAGAAGGAAAAGGUUAAAAAGAUCCCCGCCGAUGAUUCUGACUUACCCGAAGUGGAUCAAAACACGAACAAGACGCUGAGGCAGCGGCAGGCGGCAGUCAAAGCUAAGUGAACACGCACAACCUAACUUAGCUAAGGAAAGUUAGCUUGUCCCCAUCCCGAUUCAAUGUAGAACUAUACACGAUUUUUUUAUAUAUGUAACAAACUGAAGCACAAAAUUCCUAGUUACUAAAAAUCUUCCAUAUGUAUAAGGAAUUUAUUUAAAAAUUUAUGUUAAAACUUCAAUUGUAAUCUAACCGCAUUUCAUGACAUGUAACGUAAUUUAUUUAUAAACAUAAUACGCAGAUAGGCACAAUAACGUUUUUUUUUAUAUUAAAUCAGUACAAAAUAUUUUUUUUUAGCUUUCCACUUUUAUGGUCUUGUUUUAAAUGACAUCAAUUGAUUAAUUUGACAGUUAAAUCGACAAAGACUUUAAUUAACUAUCUUUGACUAUUUAAAAAAUUAAAUCCACAAAAAUAUAUUUUAAUAUAAUUCCACAUAUGACUUUCUUACAUACAAUAUCUGUAAAAACAAAUAAAUAUGUUUCCAUACAAGUUUCUAACACUCGUAUUAAUUCUAAUUAAUAAUACAAAUUGUUAAAGAAGCUUGAAAUAAAUGUGAUUUUUAUUUGGGCCUAUCUCUGUACGUAAUUUAUUUUAACCAGUUUUAUAUGUGUUUGUGCUGUCUAUGUAUUCAAAAAGCUGCAUUGUCUGAGUAACACAAUAUUGUCGUAAAAUAUAGUGGAUACAGGGUUGUAAAAAUAUCUCUUUUAAAGUGUAAAAACUAAAAGUCUAGGUUAAAAUGUUGUUUGUAUAAAUAUAUUGAUAAGAAGAUAUACUGUGGCGAUGUAUGUGCACACAACAUUAUAAAUUCCAUUUGAUAAUUUUUGCAUUUUUAAUACAAUUGAUAUAAAACAAUAUUAAACAUUUAUUCAAUGUAUUGUGGAUUCCAAUUUUAAAUUAUUUUAUGAAUAUUUUUCGUGAUAGUUACAAUUUUAAGGUAUUUUUUAUUUUUACAGAAAAUAAGGCUAAAGCCAUGUAAAGUUCGUUUAUUUUUUUUUAAAUUUGGUGCUCUUAAUAUAUAUUUUGAAA